Molecule: messenger RNA, 4613 nt
Organism: Ictalurus furcatus (blue catfish)
Lineage: Eukaryota; Metazoa; Chordata; Actinopteri; Siluriformes; Ictaluridae
Gene: armc2
Product: armadillo repeat containing 2
Exons: 20
Coding region: 1709-4264 (851 amino acids)
Biological process (GO): cilium organization; sperm axoneme assembly
Molecular function (GO): protein binding
Source: RefSeq, a predicted model, not a curated record
ACGUCAUCACUGGUGCCACCAGCGCGUGCACAGAGUUGCUAGGUAGUUUCUGAAGACAGAGUAAAGACAACGAAAGGAAGACAGCAACCGCUUACUGUAUUAAAAGGUAAACUUAUUAUUAUUAUUAUAUUUUAAACACUUCUAAAUAUUAUUAGACAGAAAGGAAGCAUUCUUCAGGUGCAGUUAAACCAUUUCCUAAGUAAACAGCGUUAUAGGUAGAAUAACAGGAUUUGUUUGUAACUCUAUAGAUGACGCGUUUGUCUCAGGAAAGUGUUUCAGAGGAUGUCCUGACUCGAAAUAGCAUUUGUAGGUCUUCAGAGGUCUUCUUCUCCUUCUUUUUUUAACGAUACUCCCUCACUGCUUUUGUUGUCGAGCUUGAGUUCCUGCAACCGCUACAUGCGUCGCCAUGGUGACGCAGCGUGCACGCGCAGGGUGGUUACGCGCCGAGCAGCAUCUCCCCUUGGCACCUGUCAAGGGGUGAGAUUAUAUUAGGCAGCAAGUGAGCAGUCAGUUCUCGAAGUUGAUGUGUUGGAAGCAGGAAAAAUGGGCAAGCGUAAAGAUCUGAGAGACUUUGACAAGGGACAAAUUGUGACGGCUGGACGAUGGGGACAGAGCGUCUCCAAAAUGGCAGGUCAUGUUCGGUGUUCCCGGGAUGGAUUGGUUAGUACCUACCAAAAGUGGUCCAAGGAAGGACAACCGGUGAACCAGCAACAGGGUCAUGGGCUCCUAAGACUCAUUGAUGCGCAUGGAGAGUGAAGGCUAGCCCGUCUGGUCCGAUCCCACAGAAGAGCUACUGGAGCCCAAAAUGCUGAAAAAGUUCAUACUGGCUAUGAUAGAAAGGUGGCCUCAGAAUUCCCCAGAUCUCAAUCCACAUCUGUGGGAUGCGCUGGACGAACAAGUCUGAUCCAUAGAGGCCCGACCUCAGAAUUUACAGAACUUCAAGGAUCUGCUGCUAAAGUCUCAGUACCAGAUACCACAACACACCUUCAGCGGUCUUGUGGAGUCCAUACCUCGAUGGGUCAGAGCUGUUUUGGUGGCACAAGGGGGACCUACACAAUAUUAGACAGGUGGUUUUAAUGUUAUGGCUAAUCGGUGUAAAUAGGGUUCAUUCACCAAUAUGUGCCGUAACUGAAGUGAUCUGAACUCACUUGUAUUGGUGCUGCUUUUAAGUUUUACCUCUACAAAACACAUCUAAUUCUAGCGAUGACUUGCAUGAGUACCUGAUAUUUAUUUGCUGCCUGAAAGAAAGAAAAAAACCUCCAUGUGGACGAAAGUAUGUGGACAGCUGACUACCACACCCAUGUGUGUUCCUUCAGCAAAAAAAGUUGGAAGCACACAGUUGUAUAUAAUGUCUUCGUACGAGAGUAGCAUUAUAAUUUCCCUUCACUGGAACUAAACAAUAAAAACCUGUUCCAGCAUGACUGUGCCCCUGUGCACAAAGCGAGCUCCAUGAAGCCAUUCUGUGCUAAGGUUAGAGUGGAAGAACUCGAGUGUCCUGCACUGACAACAAUCAGACAAACCCAGGCAGGCCUACAGAUCCCUUCAGAAAUCAAACAAUAAAAAAGUAUUCUAUCAUACACAGCUUUAGCAGAUUGCAGUCCAUUUGAGUCUCAGGAACCAAGAUCGCUAUCCAGUCCAUAAUGGAGUAGAGUUCAGGUGGUCUAGAGUUAUCGUCACAUGAAAUCGGACUGUUCCGUACAGUCCACACAUGGCCUCGGUGGAGCGUAAGCAGGAUGAGAAGGGACCCUUCUACCUUGGCUAUGGCAGUAGGAGACAGACGAGUGCAGAGAUAGUGACAGAAGCCCGGCAUUCUCUCAGGACUCUUCAGACACAGCGGCCCUUCACCCCACGAGAGGAGCACCGGCAGCUUUUUGGAGGAUCAGCCCGUACACGUGAUGGCAGACCGCCAUCUUCAUUCAGCCUACAUGCUAGGAAUUUCGAGGCUCCUGAUUCCAGGCCGAGUUCAGGGACCCGCCUCUUGCCUUUGGAACACAAGCCCAGGUUGCCACUUUCACUGGAUCUAGACUACAGUGAAGUUGAGAAAGGUUUACCUAAACCUCCAGCUGAACGUUUGGACAAAAGAGGUUCUGGAAGCGCUCGGACAAGGCUCGUCAGAGCAAGAUCGCUUACGCUGGUACCCUCUAUGACACAACACUCAAAUGUUCCUCAAACCGAGCGUGUUGACAAGCCUACCUUGGGUAUGACGCCAUCCCAGCAAGUGCACACAGAGUCGUUUUACUUGCAUUCCGGUUGCAAACAAGAAAGGACAGAGAAAUCCUCUGAAAUUCUCACACAGAAACUAACCAAACAUAGUGGAUUUCAACGGCCCAGCAGCGCCGACUUAUCUCAAGCAAAAGGAACAAAAACAGAUGCUGAGCGUGGCUGCGGAGACAAGGCAGGAAGUGAUGCCACUGAUGAAUCUGUCUUCUGGACCUCUGAGGUGCUUCCUAUUCUGCAGAUGUUUGAGUCUUUUUCUCCAGGAGGAAUCGUGUCAAAGGAGACUGUUGAGCGUCUUUGUGAUGCCUGUGCCAGUCUCCAUAACGUCCUGGCAGAGAAAGGCCUGCUGGGAAGGCGGUUUAAGAAAAGGUCUGCCGUUCUCCGCGCACUGUUUCGACUGAUCGAUUUGGGAUCAGACCAGCUAAACCUCACUCUGGCUAAUAUCAUACUUGCACUUAAUGUCAGCGGAAACAACUUGCUAAACAUUUGCAAGCUCGUCUUUAAUAUAAGCCGGAGUUCCAGAAACGACUUCCUGUUCCAGGACAACCCUGUUAUAGAUUCCCUCCUCUCACUGAUACAGUGUGAGGAUUUUAAUAGCAGUGGAGAGACUGUGCUGUACUGCAUAGGCUCCCUAAAGCUCCUCUCAGGAAACAGCACCCUCGCCAGGCUGCUCCUAGGUAAAGACUUCAUCGCAGUCUCGCUCCGUCUCUCUCAGCGACUGAUUCAGCCAACAGACCCUAAAGCUUUCCCUAAUGACCAUCACACGUUAGCAGGACAUGGCCAGCAUCCUAUCACGGGACAUAUACUGGUCCAGGUGACAGGAGCGCUGCGAAACAUGGCCGACCUGUCCGAGUCCCGUUCUUCCUUUUUGUCCGACGAUGUCUUCUCUACGUUGUGCGCGGUUAUGGAUCAUCGGCAAGAAGACGAAGACAUCUGCCUUAACGUAGCCAGGAUAUUUAGCAAACUGUCCUCAUAUGCUGAGUGCUGCUAUGCGCUAGCCGAGACUUCGAGCUGCUACAGGCUAUUUUUAGCCCUGUUGUGCAAACACAGCAGGAAACAGGCAUUGGUGGUACGUCUCCUAUUCACAUUAGGAAACCUGGCGGCUCGGAGCAAUGAUGCCAGAGAGAGAGUGUAUGAGGAGGAAAGGUCCAUAGACAUUCUCUUAGAACUUUUCCAGAGCUACCUGCAAGUCUCCAAGAAUCCUCCAAACUCUGAAAAUUAUACGCAGGAGGAUGAGGACGUCCUGAUCAAGCUGAUUCGAGUGUUGGCCAACCUGUCCAUUCAUCCCACUGUAGGCACGGCACUGGCAGCCAAUACACUGUUUGUGCAGCUACUACUGAAAGUGAUGGAGCUCAGGUCCGUGGAGAAGAGUACAGAGUUAGUAGUAAACGCUUCAACCGCUAUCAACAACUUGUCCUACUACCAAGGAGAGAGCUCCAUCGUCCGCAUCCAGCACGCACACGUCUCCCAGUUGUUGCUUCAGCUGUUAUUAAGCACAAAUACGGAUGCAGUUUUGGAAGCUAUACGUGUGUUCGGUAACCUCUCUCAGAUCGAAGAAGUACAGCAGUUUAUCAUCACAAACAAAGUGCUCCAGUUCGUGGUGGCUCUACUGGACUCCAAGAAUCCCGACAUGUGCUUCUCGGCAUGUGGAGUCCUCACAAACCUCUCUGUGGAUCCCAAGAACAGAACCGUAAUAAACGAGGAAGGAGCCACACCCAAGUUGAUCGAUUGUCUGCGGGACUUCGGGCCUCAGGACUGGCUUUUGGCUACACAGGUGUGCCAGACGCUGUGGAACUGCACUGAAGACAGAGAGCAGGACUAUGCACAAGAGUUAUGCACAAUACUUUCUCUCUACUCAGACCCAAAGGCUUUGCAGUGGCCCUCAAGCGACGAUAUGAAGGCUUACCAGGAGGCAUGCUGGGAGCUGGAGUUUCUACCUGUCGCCGAGAGGCUGAAGAAACGCAUGCAAAGAUACGUAAACAUACCGGAACCCGUCAGCGAGCCUUCCCGAUCGAGGAUCCCCGAAGUGCGACCGUACAAGAAAUAACGGUAUAUCGGGAUAUAUAUAUAUAUAUAUAUAUAUAUAUAUAUAUAUAUAUAUAUAUAUAUAUACACACACACAAGGAGUGCACUUUAACUUUGAUUUUUUAUGUAGUGAAUUCGCCAGGAUACGCCAUUUUCAACAAUCAGUACCGAGAGAAACAGCGAAUACAGUGAAUCAGUUUGAGGUUUCGGACCGACCGCAUGUACGGCCACAGAAAUAAUUCAAGAAUAUUUCAUAAGGAACACCCAGGACCACGGCAAUGAUCUCAAACUCUUUAUUAAAGAGACCAGAAGGGACACAGGACAGAGUUAGGAUCUCACAUUACAGCAAAAUGAUACAAAAUGGCACUGGC